AUGGUGUCAUAUUAUAAUCCUUUAGUCAUGUAUCGUCAUCAGCAGCAAAGUGCUCAAUAUUCGGCAGGUACGGCGGGUUGGUAUCCGCAAACGACACAGCAAUACCUUCCGACUUGCAUGAGCGGCGGUGAAGUUGAACCUCAUGCCGUCGGUACUCAUUGGCACACACCCGACAGUCAUAAAUAUCUGACAUCUCAUCAUCCAUCAUUUUCUCCAGAAUGGGCACAAGACUGUAAUCAUUUCCAGCAGCCUUCGCCACCCAUCAGCGAAGUUUCAAGUCCAGGUGGAGAAGGUUUAACAUCUCCAAAUGGUUUAUUAAUGAAUCAAAGACCCAAUUCCGUGAGGAGUCCUUACGAAUGGAUGAAAAAAACAACGUAUCAGAGUCAACCCAAUCCUGGUAAAACAAGAACCAAAGAUAAAUACAGAGUCGUUUAUACAGAUCAUCAAAGGUUAGAAUUAGAAAAAGAAUUUCAUUAUUCAAGGUACAUAACGAUUCGUAGAAAGGCAGAAUUAGCAAGUAAUCUCGGAUUAUCAGAGCGUCAAGUAAAAAUUUGGUUUCAAAAUCGUCGGGCAAAAGAAAGAAAACAAGUUAAAAGAAAAGAAGAAACACAACAGAAAAUAAAACAAGAAGUGAUCGAUACUAGGCAUACACCCGUCGGUGGUAUAGACAUACAUGCUGCUGCUGCUGCUACUACUACUCCACUACAUCAUCACAUACAGCAGCAGCAUAGCGUACCCAUGUCUGUGGUACACGGGGUAGUCGGUGGAGGAGGUGGUGGUGGUGGAGGAGGAGGAAUGGGACUUAUGUGA
Pediculus humanus corporis (human body louse) is the source of this 810-nucleotide messenger RNA. RefSeq names its product Antennapedia, putative. The transcript is spliced from 4 exons. The record is from RefSeq and is a predicted model, not a curated record. Lineage: Eukaryota; Metazoa; Arthropoda; Insecta; Psocodea; Pediculidae. Gene Ontology annotation, biological process: anterior/posterior axis specification; regulation of transcription by RNA polymerase II; embryo development. Gene Ontology annotation, cellular component: nucleus. The coding region runs from base 1 to 810 and encodes 269 amino acids. Gene Ontology annotation, molecular function: DNA-binding transcription factor activity, RNA polymerase II-specific; RNA polymerase II transcription regulatory region sequence-specific DNA binding.